Beta vulgaris subsp. vulgaris (sugar beet) is the source of this 1566-nucleotide messenger RNA. RefSeq lists its product as hypothetical. Gene Ontology annotation, cellular component: chloroplast. Lineage: Eukaryota; Viridiplantae; Streptophyta; Magnoliopsida; Caryophyllales; Amaranthaceae. Bases 277 to 1332 code for a protein of 351 amino acids. The transcript has 4 exons. The record is from RefSeq and is a predicted model, not a curated record.
UGACGAAGCAAACCCAACAAAUAAUUGUGGCCUUUGUCAACGUCAAAGUUGGCGUGUGGGGAGCACGACACUUCCCUUCUUCAUUCCUCUUUUUCUCUCUCCUCAAUUCUUCUUCAUUCUCACCUAACCCAAUUACUCCUAACUCUUCUUCUCUUUGAUUCAUUCAUAUUCUUCUUAUUCUUUUGCCUUUUCUCUAAUCUCUUUUACCCUAAAAAAAUCCACAAUUUUGCUUCUUCCCCAUUUAUUCGAUUUCAGUGGAUAUAUUGCAUUGGAGAAAUGGACUUCUGCUUGAGACAACUAGCUGAGGAGUCUUCAGACCAGGAUAUCCUUCGGUGUCCAUUUUUGAGGAAUAUUGAUGCACCAACUAACUUUUCCUUUUCAUCCUCUUUGGCCUUUCCUCUUCAUGUAAGUCACUUGUACCAGGUACGUGGUGGUGGAGCCAAAGGUCCAAUUUUUGAAGAUGGUCCCAAUUUUGACAUGGCAUUCAGGUUAUUCCAUGGCCAUGAUGGAGUUGUUCCACUUUCUGGGAGAUCAUAUGUGCGAUCUGAGAAUAAGGAGAUUGAUACGCUUCCACCCAAGUUUAAUCCCUUAGCUGCAAGGGCUGCCACCAUCAGUCUUUCAGGCUUUGGAGCUGGAGGCCCCUUCAGCUUUGAUGCAUUUUCUCACAUGUGGAAUAAUAAAAAGAAGAAAUCUCAAUCAUCAAAGGGAGAAGGAAAACACGAGGCGAUGAGUAAUGAGUGGCUGCAAUCAGGAAAUUGUCCUAUUGCCAAGUCAUAUAGAGCUGUAAGCAGUGUUGUGCCGUUGGUAGCAAAGGUUCUUCAGCCCCCACCUGGUGUUAAGUUCGAGUGCCCACGUGCCAUUGUUGCAGCUCGAGCAGCUAUUUCUCGAACUGCCUUUGCGAAGAAUCUUCGACCCCAACCAUUGCCCACAAAAGUUCUCACAAUUGGACUACUGGGUAUGGCAGCAAAUAUUCCUUUGGGUAUAUGGAGAGAACACACCAAGAAGUUUUCACCUGCUUGGUUUGCAGCAGUUCAUGCAGCAGUUCCAUUUAUAGGCAUGUUGAGGAAAUGUGUCUUGAUGCCUAAAACAGCUAUGGCAUUUACUAUAGGAGCCUCAAUAUUGGGUCAGGUUAUUGGGUCAAGGGCUGAGCGGUACCGUCUCAAGGCUAAAGCUGCAAGACAAUCUGCCAUCACUGAAAUUCCUGUUAGUGAACCAAAAAUGCUGCAGGUGCUCACAGUCAACAGUACCGGGCACUGCGGUGAUAUAGUGAAGUGGGACCCACUUUCUCUUCAUGCCAGUGAGCCUUCACCAUCAGCUGGUGUCUGCUGCUAAGCGUAAUUCCGGUAAUUCCGGAACUGUAUCCCUAUUUGUGUUUUUGAUGGUGCUGUAUCUGUGUCGUCAAUUGUAUCAUUAUAAUUAUUAUGUCCAAUAUAUGUUCACCUGGGCAAUACUCCAAAUUGCGCUACAUUACGUUACUUUUCUUUUUUCUGGAAACAAUUGAGUUCGAUGAUUUAAAUGUAAUGGAGUGCUUGAUAAUAAAAUGCAGUCACAGUUUCCGUUGUAUUA